Molecule: messenger RNA, 4859 nt
Organism: Branchiostoma belcheri (Belcher's lancelet)
Lineage: Eukaryota; Metazoa; Chordata; Leptocardii; Amphioxiformes; Branchiostomatidae
Product: phosphatidylinositol 3,4,5-trisphosphate 5-phosphatase 2A-like
Exons: 28
Coding region: 168-3680 (1170 amino acids)
Biological process (GO): phosphatidylinositol dephosphorylation
Molecular function (GO): protein binding; phosphatase activity
Source: RefSeq, a predicted model, not a curated record
CGGAAGUCAUGGAAGUGUUGGACCUUUUUGCGCAAGCUCCACCAGAAACUUUCUCCGAAGACAUGUAAUUUUUUUCCUCAUCUCCUUGUGCUUUCUUCCUCUCGAAAGUCGUGUACGUUGAAAGAUGCUGAACCUAGCCGACCGUAGACCGAGGUAGUACCGUCAACAUGCGGCCGGUGCCGCCUGGACAGGUCUGGUACCACGGGAACAUCAGCAGGCUCAAGGCGGAAGAACUUCUGGGGAGGGCGAAGAAGGACGGCUGCUUCCUUGUCCGGGACAGCGAGAGCGUAAAGGGAGCCUUCGCCUUGUGUAUCCUCUACCAUGGAGCAGUGCACCAGUACAGAAUCCUGCCUGAUGCUGAUGAACUACUGGCAUUACAGACCAUCCGCGGUGUCCAGGAGCAGAGGUUCACCAGUCUGCAGGACUUGGUGAUCCAGAACAGCUCCACAACUGACGUCCUGGUCUGCCCCCUGAAGGAACCUGUACAACAGGACACAUCAGAAGAAGACUCUGAUGAUGAUGAAGAUGAGGACAGUCUACAGCCUGUAGGAGACUUCUCCAAGUCCAGGACAGACACAGUCUCUCAGGUGUUCCAGAUGAGGCUAGAACAACUCAGGUUGUCCAGAGUGGACAAUGGUUUUGUUGGUCAGCUGCGGCAGUAUGUCCAGCAGGGCCUGCAGCAGGACAUGGACAGUCUGCGGACAGGAGGGUCCAACCUGCCACAGCUACACAGGCUGGUGGAGCUGUCUGCACAGGAGUUACAUGGUCAUUUUGAAAGUUUCCUGGCUAAGAUGGACACCAUGAGACAACUCUUCGACCAAACCACACCUGGGAAAAACAGGAAGGCAUCUGAUCCCGUCAAGGUACAGCACAGAUCUUGCAAGGUUAAAUUAGGUGGUUUGGAAAGAAAAGGGGAUGAUCAGGGGCAGUUUGACCUACAGGAGCUUUUAGAGCGCCUGACCACCUGUAAAACUGUCAUCACAAGUUUGGAAAGAAAGGCCUCCAAAGUUCUGCAGGAAUUUGUCCAACCUGAAGCUGACGGAGACAACAGGACCAAGGAAAACUUCCCAAAGGGAGAAGUGGCCAAGUCACCCCCACCCUCCAUUCCUCCCAAGACUUUUGAGGUGCGACAGGAAAGUAUGGGUGCCAUGAAGACCAUACGGCUGAUGGUGAAGGUGGACGUCAUGAACGGCAAGUUGUACUGUCUCCGCAGUCCCAAGAACCCGGAGGAAGUCUUCACACACAAAAAAAUUUUGCAGUUAGUCAAGUCUCCCAAGGCAAGACUGGGAAUUAAGAUUGAGGGCCAGAAAGCAAAGUACUUCAUUUUUGAGGAUGUCAGGUCACGAGAGUUGUUCUGUCAGCUCAUCCAGCAUAUGAAGAACAUCCACUCAAAGGACAAAGAAGUGGACCAGAUCUCUGUCUUUGUAGGAAGCUGGAAUAUGGGAGAUGCCCCUGCCCCUUCCAAUAUUUCCUCGUGGUUCAAAUGUCAAGGUCAGGGGAAGACGAGAGACGAAACCUUCGCGCUGGUGCCAUUUGACGUCUACGUGAUCGGUACUCAGGAGUCGGCUGUCGGUGAAAAGGACUGGGUACAGAGGCUUCAGCUGGUGCUAUGGGGCCUUGCCGAGAUCAAGUACCAACCAGUUGCAGUCAGCACCCUGUGGGGCAUCCGGCUAGUGGUCCUGGUCAAGCCUGAACACCAACACAGGAUCAGCCAUGUACAGACUAGCUCUGUCAAGACUGGGAUAGCCAACGCUUUAGGAAACAAGGGAGCUGUUGGUAUCUCCUUCCUCUUCUGGGGGACAGCUUUCUGUUUUGUUAACUGUCACUUAACGUCAGGCAACGAGAAAUGUGCCAGACGGAAUCAGAAUUACCAUGACAUCUUACGGGGUUUGAACCUGGGGCACCUGAAGCUCGGAGGGUUUGAUGUCACGACUCAGUUCCACCACGUCUUCUUCUUAGGAGACCUGAACUACAGGCUGGACCUCCCUGUUCAGGAAAUCCUGAAGAAGGUGAAUGAGAGAGACUAUGAGAGCCUACUGACACAGGACCAACUGAAGGUGGAGCAAGACAAGGGGAAGGUUUUCGUUAGAUUCAAUGAGGAAAAUAUAACCUUUCCUCCAACUUAUCGCUACGAAAGAGGCCAUCGCAAGGAAUACACCUGGCAGAAGUUUAAGAAGACUGGGAUCCGUAUCAACGUUCCUUCCUGGUGUGACCGUGUCCUGUGGCGGUCAUUUCCUGACACCUACAUCACCAGUUUAUCCUACGGAUGUACAGAAGACAUUGUGACCAGUGACCACUCCCCUGUGUUUGCAUCAUUUGAUGUCGGGAUCACCACUCAGUAUGUUUCUAAAAAAGAUCUGGGGGGCACUGGUGGGGCAGACAACAAGAAAGUGGAGAUUGUGUUCAAGCAUAUGGAUGCCAAGAUGAAAACAAGCAGCAAAACCAGCUUCUAUUUGGAGAUCCAUUCUACUUGUCUGGAGGGACCAUCUCAAAGCACACCAGUAGAAGGGGUGAAGGAUGGCGGGAACAUCAAAGCAUCAUGGAGCAACAACCACCUGCCAUUGUUGUCACCACUCAUCUCUGACUGGGAGUACCUGGAGGAGCAACAUCUGCUGCUGUCAGUCAAGUCAGCGGACAGUGACGAGUCAUACGGUGAAUGCGUGCUGUCCCUGAAGAACAUGAUCGCCUCCAUGCCUCAGCAGUUUGACAGUUUUAUCACACAUCUGGGCCAGGGCACAGGGACGCUCAGUGGUUGGAUGCAUGUAAAAGGAGACCAGAGGAUACGAUCACAGAGAGAGAUGUCCCGCAGCUAUGAGCUGAUCUCCUUCGGAGAGAUGGUAGAGGACACCUCAGACCACGUCCAGCCGGCGUCCGGCCGCCGCCUCCUCCAGCCCACCCUCAGCAACCCUCUGGAUGGAGCCGCCCACAAACCGGUCACCGCCACUUCAUCCCUGACCGCCACCAACGAGAUGUACUUCCUCACCAGUGGGGUGGACGACAAACAACCGGACGGAGCAUCGCUAACCGACGCUCAACGGAAGAAACCCAAACCAACCCCUCGUAGGAGAGGGAGCUCCUUAGAACGGGAGGUCGGUACGGGAGACUCGUCUGGUCACAAGGUGGACGACGCAAUUGUCCUGAAGAAGCAGAGGUCGCACUCGAGUGACCGAAGCGCUGACCCUGUGGACGUUCGGCCGCCUAAGCCUCCGCCCAGGCUGUCCUCCUCCCGGUCGUCAUCAGAGCGAAGACCACGAGACAGGAAGUUUGUGGCGGAACCGAAGAACCAGAAACCUGCUGCAGCACCUCCACCUGUGGCACCAUACAAGGCACCGCCUGUGGUGAGAGUCACGAUGGAAGGUGGUGACGAGGCUGAAUCAGACAUCCCACCUCCACUACCAGUGAAGAGUCGAGGCAACAGAACAUCUACUGCUUCCCUUUCGGAUAUACCGCUUUCACCGCAGUCCCGGUCCACACAACAUCACGAGCAGCAGCUUGCUGAUUGGCUGAGCCAGCUCGGACUGAUCGUGUACCACGACAAACUGGUUCGAGCCGGAUGGGACCGGCUGGAGUUUCUAGACGACAUCGCGGAGCAAGACCUGAUCGACGUCGGCAUGACGAUGAAGGAACAGCGCGAACACUUCUUGAGUCAGGUCGAGAAAAGAAAGGAGACGUCUAUUUAGUGCCAACACACAUGUAGUACACACAACAUUCAUGAACUGACUCAUUAGAAUGUAGUAGUCUUAGAUUUUAGAAAGAAAAAGUAAAACUGAUUGUAAAUCAAUUAUACACAUAAUUUUUUAUUAUCAUUUUUUUUACAAUAAUUGAAGAUGCUGUCUUCAUAUGUUUAAGCAAUAAAGAUAAAUAUUGCAGGUUAUUGACCUGCAUGUACAUGUAUGCUAGAAUUUGUGUAACACUGGUGAAAGGUGAGAUGUUUAUGAAGAGAACUUAUUGAUCAUGAAAUUAAAUGUAAAGGAUAGACAAAGUAUCUAAGGGAGAAGGGACCAUGGUUGGUGUGGUAAUUUUUUAGAUUCAGUCAUUCCACUUGUUGGCUGUUGGGUGCUUUGUGCAAUUUUUUGGGGGGAUGAGAGCAGUACUUUUUCCCUUUAGUAGUCACUUAAAUGUGUGUAUCAUGUGUUAAAUGGGGUAGUGAGCUUUUGCAACUACUCCCCCUGGGGCCUGUUACAGGUACUGCAGGGAACAAACACUGCACAUGGCAGUGGUCAUGAAGGUUUGUAAUCCUCAUGUCUAACCAGCAAGCUUUAAACAGAAAGCUCAUUGGUUUUGCUGUGUAUCAUUGGAGAUCCGAUACCUGAAAGAGGUGAAUAUGGUGUUAAAUUUGUACAGCGGUGCCUUUCCUAAUGUGAUAAAAGAUAUACUGUAUUGAUAUAUGCAUGGAGGUUCAAUCUGAUCAACGAGGUUGAAAAGUGGUCUGAUACUCUGAAUCAAUAUGCUGGAUAUAUGUGAAGACAAAUUUUAUAACGUCUGUAUUUUAGACAUUACAAUGGCAUUUCUUGUGUUCUUUCUAAAUGAUGCCUUAUAAAGGUGGACAAUCAUGCCUAUGUGCCUCCUGCUAUAAUCAUGAUACAUAUGAAUGACGACUUCAGGGUACCGGUAAUAAUGAACCAACCAGUAGUACUACUUGUACGUACACGUACCUAGUAUUUGUUUAUACUGCUGCAGGGGUACCUGACACAGUAGCCUGGUAUCCAGUCUUAUCAUGGUAGGGGCGGGUUUUCCUCGGGGCUGCAGGAGCUCUUCCCCGCCCCCUUCAACUAGGUUUCCCGCUAGUUAUUUCACGAUGGGAGAUUGAUUAGCCCUACGGUGGGGCAAAUCAACUCCCGGGCGUGCCAUCUCUAUUA